Molecule: messenger RNA, 618 nt
Organism: Dentiscutata erythropus
Lineage: Eukaryota; Fungi; Glomeromycota; Glomeromycetes; Diversisporales; Gigasporaceae
Source: the annotation of a GenBank genome assembly
AUGAAGUUUUCUAAAGAUGUUAGUUCUUCUCGGCGUAAAAGUAGAAAAGCGCAUUUUUCCUCUGCAUCCUCUGUUCGAAGAAAAGUUAUGAGCGCCUCUCUGUCAAAGGAACUUAGAGAGAAGUAUAAUACUAGAUCAGUUCCAAUUCGAAAAGAUGAUGAAGUUCGUAUUGUGCGUGGUACUAAUAAGGCUCCCGGAAAAGUGAUUCAAGUUUAUCGCAAAAAAUGGAUUAUUCAUGUUGAGCGUGUCACCAGGGAAAAAAUAAAUGGCACAACUGUACCUAUCGGCAUUCAUCCAUCAAAUGUUGUUAUUACCAAGUUAAAACUCGAUAAGGAUAGAAGAAAACUAUUGAAACGAAAAGAUAGAUCUGCUUCUAAUAAGGGUAAAGAAGAAUUCAUUACAAAUAACAAGGUUAUAGAUAAUUCACAAAUAAUACCUGUAUUAAAUUUUUUAGAACCAUCAGAUAAUCAAAAUGACCAUAACGACAAUAUAAAUCCAAAAGAUGAUAGCACAGGAGGUUCAAACAAAAGCUAUGGCAUUAUUCUGGAUAGUUCCUAUAAUACCUUAAAUUCGAAAAUAAUAGAAACCAUGGAUGAAUUUUUAUUACGUACUUUUUGA